This is a messenger RNA of Boleophthalmus pectinirostris (great blue-spotted mudskipper), 5424 nucleotides long. It is a transcript of the gene nbr1b, whose product is annotated as NBR1 autophagy cargo receptor b. The transcript has 23 exons. Gene Ontology annotation, cellular component: phagophore assembly site. Gene Ontology annotation, biological process: macroautophagy. Gene Ontology annotation, molecular function: ubiquitin binding. The coding region runs from base 173 to 3151 and encodes 992 amino acids. The record is from RefSeq and is a predicted model, not a curated record. NCBI's taxonomy places the organism in Eukaryota, Metazoa, Chordata, Actinopteri, Gobiiformes, Gobiidae.
GCUCCGUGCUGCUGAUGUAAACACAGCGUCAGUCCCGUAACUCCCGUACAUGUACUAUGAUCCUGUAGCUCCCGUAGCUCCGCGCGGUGACAGCGGCCUGCAUCACGGAGCUUAACCCGAGCGUGUGCAUCUGUCGGCUGUGGAGUAGGCGCCUGGAGCCCGAGCCGCGGCCAUGGAGCUCUACAUCAGCCUCAAGGUCAAUUUCCGAGGCAACUCCAAGAGCUUCCUGCUGUCCGGCUCCGAGACCAAGAGCUGGGAGUCCCUGGAGGCCAUGAUGAAACGUUCCUUUGGCCUGUGCAGUCUGCAGCUCACCUACUAUGAUGAGGAGAAUGAAGAGGAGAUGAUCAGCAACCAAGUGGAUUAUGAAGAGGCGCUGAAGAGCGCAGCCAAACAGGGAAACCGUCUGCAGAUCAACGUGUACGAGGUGCGAGCACAGCCGACGCGCAUGGGCACGGCCAAAGCCAGCACCACCGAACCCAAGAGAGGCUUCAGACCCCCGCAACCCUGCCCUGCCCUGGCACAGGUGGUCAGCCGCAAGGUCCAGGCCGCCGUCCCCGACCAGGGCAUGAUGAUCUUGAAGGAGAUGAAGGGCACUAAAGAAGAAGAUAAGACUCCUCCAGCCUGGUUCACAUCCUACAUGGAGAAGUUCAAGGACCAGGUUGUGCGUGAGGCUGUGGAGAAGAUCUGCAGAGAGUUCUCUGGACAAUGUUGCAUCCAUAAACCAGUGGGCGGAGCUACAGUGGGAGGGGCGGCGUCCUCUGGGCGUGGGGAGGCUGUGGGAGCGGCUGAGCCUCCUCUGGUCCCUGAGGUGUCUUCUUCUGCUCUGCCCGGAGCCCCCACCUCCUCCACACCGCCCUGCUCGGCCUGCAGGGGGCAGACCACUGGGGGAGGGUACCAGUGCAGUGUGUGCACUGCCUGCACUCUGUGUGAGCCCUGCAGCUUCUCCCAUGACCCCAGCCACAACCUGGUGAGGGCGCGCACGCCUCUGUCCAUCCCCGAGCACGGCUCUCCUGCACCGGACCACAGCCGGUUUUAUCGCCGUGGAGACCGAAGUUUUCGCAAAGCAGAGAAGCAGCGGCUCAAAGCAGAAAAGCGCCUGCUCAAAGCUGAGGUCAAAGAGAUCCGCAAACAGCUGAGGAUGGAGAGGCGGGGCAUACAGUGGAGCUCCACCCACCGAGAAGGAUGCUCCUCCCCUGUCCUGCUGCAGCCCCGUGCUACUCAGCACACCAGCCCCGAACGUCCAAAGCGCCCCUGUCCCCUGGCGGUCCCUGCGAUGACUGCCACCUUUCUGGACGAGAACCUGCCUGAUGGGACCCGUCUCCGACCAGGCACCAAGUUCAUCAAGUACUGGAAGAUGAGGAACACCGGGAGUGUUGGCUGGACUCAAGACACCAAGUUGAAGUUCAUGUGGGGGAACCUGGCAGUGGGCUCAGGGGAGCGCUGGAGAGAGGUCUCUGUACCCUUCCUUCAGCCUGGACAGGUAGGUGGGGGUAGCGUGGCCCUGUGUGCGCCCCCUGUGGAGGGCUCGUACACAUCGCACUGGCGCCUGGCUCAUGCAGGGGAGCAGUUUGGGCCCCGGGUGUGGUGCAGCAUAGUGGUGGACCCCCUGGCCCCCGCCCCUGUCAUGGCCGAUGGGAUCCUGGUGUCCCCGUGUGUCACCCCACAGGGCAGGAACCCUGUCCACAAGGAGAAGCUGUGUGCCUCUGUAGCGCCCCCUCUGUUGCCGGUGGACCAAGAGGAGUACUGCAUCCCGUCAGUGGACCUGCUCACAGCUCAGGACCUGUUGUCCUUUGAGCUGCUCGACAUCAACAUUGUCCAGGAACUGGAGAGUGUCCCCAACAGCUCCUCAGCAGACUGCCCCCUGCAGGACAAAGGCAGCCCUAUUCUGGGCCUGAUCCAGGAAGAGACCGAGGUCAUCAACAGCAUCAUGGACAUGACACAUGCAGCAGCCUCAGGGGCCCCAGCUCCAGGGCCUUCGGGGGUUCCAGCACAGGAGGAGGGCCAGGAGGACCUCAGCAGUUCUCAGUUUGUCUGUGAAACAGUCAUUUGCUCCAUGACCCUGGAGGAGGCCCCUGAAGCCCGGCCUGUCCCAGAGCCCUGCCCAGGAGCUGCAGGAGACGCAAGGGCCUCAGGGGCCAAAGACAGUGCCCACACAGGGCCCUCCUCGUCAGCUGUGAAGAGUCUGAAGAGCCCGGGGACCAGUCCGUCUAAACCUCCCGGCCCUUUGCAGGCUCUGCCUGUGGCCCCCGCUCCUACUGUAGGCCCCUGCACUGCACAGGGGCCCCGUUCUGUCCCCACACAACUUCUGGCCCCGGCCACAGCUGCAGAUGAGGGGGGCCAGUGCACUAUGAAGAGCCUGUGUGUGGGGCCCACACAGGGGACCCAGCACAGCGACAGGCCUCGGAGCCGCUCCUCCUCCACCUCUUCAGAGGACUACAUCAUUAUCCUGCCCGACUGUUUCGACACUAGUCGACCCCUGGGGGACUCCAUGUACAGCUCUGCACUGUCACAGCCUGGAGAUGUUCCUGCUAGAACCUCCACUGACCCCUCUGUUGACCCCUCUGCUGACCCCUCCGCUGACCAGUCUGUUGACCCCUCUGCUGACCCCUCUGGUCCCUCUGAGAAAGUGUGCGAGGCCCCCGAAAGAGGCUCCUCCCCCAGCAGUGCUAACGACAUGCUGUGCACCUCCCAGACUCUGGACCAGGAGCCUCUGACUCCAGAGGUGGUGGCACCUCCUAUGGCUCACAGGUUAGGGAGCCCUGGUGCCACUGAGCCUCAGAGCACUGCUGCAGAUGGGGACGCACCGGACACUCCCCAGGACUCUAACUCUGAGCAGGACCAGGCUGAUGGAGGAGAACCUCCUGCAGAGCCGGAGCAGGAGCCUUCAGACAAUCCCAGCCACGCGGGGCUGACCAGUGGACUGGUCAAAGGAGCGCUGUCUGUGGCGGCUUCUGCGUACAAGGCACUGUUCACCGGACAGGGCCCCCCUCAGCCCCCGGUGGACGGCUCCUGUCAGGACGCCAUGCUGUCCGUGCUGCAGGAGAUGGGCUUCAGGGAUCGUGCUCUGAACCAGCAGCUGCUCCUCAAACACACCUACAACCUGCUGGACGUGGUCAACGAACUGGUGCACCUGACCGAGACCGAGUACUGACCUCUCUACUAGGGAUGGGCACUAUAUCAGUACCACUAUUGGUAUCCACCGCUAACAGUCCUCGAUACCGAUAUUCAGUGCUGAUAUUUUUUUCCUGCCGCCCCAUUCUCUGUGUGCAUUUUUUACAAAUGAGUCCAAAUGGAAACAGAAAAGCGUGUCACAAGUGUCACAGUAUUUUAAACCAGCUAAAUACAUUGUUAUGAUUUUUACAAAAGCAAGUUUAUUUGUGAUUUUAAUUUAACUGAACAUAGAGUUGUUGGAUUUGCUAUGGAUUUUAAAAUAUCAGUGUCUGCGAAUAUUAGUUAUCACCCACAGCAGCAGGACAAAUAUUGGAUAUCAGUAUCGAUAAAAAAAAAAAAAAAAAAAUCCAUACUAGCCCAUCCCUAGUCUGACCCUGCCCGGGCCCACCCACGCCCCAGGCUGUCCAAUCACUGGGCUCAGCUGUCUGACACCAAACAAUCAGGAGUCAGUCUGGCCCCACCCUGAUGCCUGUAUAAACUGAUGAAGAGGAAGAGAGAGAGGAGGGAGUUAGCGACGCUCUUUACUGUAGCGCACAUUCAUUCCUUUAGAGACCAAAACAUCCUAAGUCUUAUGUCUUUAUUUUGUAUUGACAGUAUUUGACUGUUAUUUGAAUUUAAGGAGGGGCUAUUAUGCAACAUGGACUUUUUGGAGCUUUCUAUCAUGGUAUAACAUUCCCUCAUUAAAAACAUGUCUGAAGACAUUUCAGAUGUCAUCCAGGCAUCCAUGUGAGUAAUCUAGUGAUCUCUCCUGGCCCUCUUUACGGUUAGCAGUACGAGACCAUGUUUCUUGUAGGCUUGUGGGUGAAGCCUUGUACAUCAUCCGUGCUUCCCUCACAGCCAGUUUUCAUGAACAUACAGUACAUUAGAUACUUUAUUUUCAGUGAAUAUACUAUUUUCAACACGAUUAAAGAUAACAUAUGUAAAUAUGUUGUGCUACAGUUAAUACCCCAUAUAAGUGUAAUAGCCUCUCUUUAAAUGAUGUUUUUCCUCUACUGCUCUGACAGAGGAGCAAGAUUCCACCUGAAAGUUCUUUCUUUCUUUUUUUUUUUUUUAUUAUGUUUCUGAACUGUCUGUAAGUUAUUAUACAUAUUUAUGACCUUAAAUGAUACAAAAUAAUAUAUUAGCUUGUAGCAUUAAGUCCAGUGAGGCUAGGCUCAGAAAGGCUUUUGGGUUUGCUACAACAUUUAUUUUGCACAUGUCAAUAUGUAAGUGAUCAUUUCCCUGAAUGUCUGAACAUGCGCAGUUAUCCACAGAGGAGGGUAGAGUAGACAAAAAAUUUUACUCUUGUAAUAGUACUGUUACUUUUAAAUAGUAUUACUCAAGUAGAAGUGCAAACUAGUGAUCCAGGAAUUGGGCAAACUACUACAGAUGUGAGAAUAACUAUCUGGAUGCAGUCUAUUUGAAGUGAAAGUAAUUUGAAGGACAAAACAUAAAAGGAUGUAUAAAAUCUGGUAUUUUCAGACAGACUCAAAAACGAAACUAAAUCAGAUCUGAAGGAGCUCUGCAAGAAACACAAAUGCUCAAAUCAUUUCAUAUUGUUACAUAAAACUUUUGUCACUUUAGACUCACAGUGGGAAGAGGAAGCACAACUUUUACUCACUUAAGAGUACUGUUACACUCUACAAUACUGUAUACAGUAUUACUCAAGUACAAGUACUGCUACACUAAAUAUAUAAAUCAAGUAGGAGUAAAAGUAUGGGGUCUAAACAUGAAACAGAGAAAUACAAUUAUAUUUAAAAACACCAACUUCAAGAAAAUGUAUUUGAGUAAAUGUAACCAGUUUGCCCACCUCUGAUCAUCUGAGUUUUCUCAAUCCACCUUAGUCUUUUUACAGGCACUGCUCCAUGAACAGGCUGGUUUCACUGAAUGCUUUUAUUUGUCCUGGAUUAACCCUGGUCUGAUGCCAGUGUAAUUCUGAUGGAGACUUGGUUAGGUUCUGUUCUAGUCCUGGUUUAGUCCCAGUUAAAUCCCCUUUCUGAUGUGGUGUGCAAGUGUGAACACAGCCUACGGUUACUAUAGAAACAUGUCAUUAUAAUGGCCAUCUUACUUUAUGUUGAUAAUGGACACACUGUUUUCCAUUGUUUCAUGGGCUUUAUAGCAUCUGUAGCCAGCAGAAGGCGCCACACACCUCAUCCAAGCGUUCUCAGUGGAAAUUGCUGAACACUACUGAUGGUUUGGUUUAUUUAUUUAUUUGUUUGUCUCUGAUCCUGUAAAUGUGCAAAAUGUGUGUGAUUAAAGCACUGUACAGACACA